AGCGCAACGUUUGUAGAUAGUCUAUGUAUCUAUGAAAACAGUUCUCGUGCUUUUGUUGUUUGUCUGCCAACCACAAAGUUUUCGGUACAUAAAUAUUCAUACUGCCGUACAUGUGAGUUUAGAGUCGGUGUAGCGUGGCCCUUUCAGUGCGGAAUAAACCCAGCUCAUAUUGCUGCCUGUCGCCCACUUGGAGAAUUUCACCUCGUGGACCUAACGACCAUUUAGAAGGUCGACGUCUCAGACAGUUGUAUAGUGUGAGAGAAGAGAAGGAAUCAGGCAGACAUGAGCUGACGACAUUCUGGUCGUCUUAAGAUUCCUGGCAAUAUCCUGAUCUGGUCCUGUUGGGAUUAUUGGGAGAAGAAACUCAGAUACAAAGUUCCUGCUACAUCCCGGAUAAACUUUAACGCGGAGGGGAAGAAGGCGUGGACGGAGUCGUUACCACAGAAGGUUCCAGAUUCCGAUUGGACGCGCGAGGUACCUCAGCUUCCCUCACCCCCUUCAGCGACACCCCAGGUGGUCGAGGCGUAGAUGAUACGACCUUAACAUGUAUUUUGACAAAGCGACCUGUGACGGCCACUCGACACAAAUCAACCGUAUCCCAACUGAUUAAAUGCAUUAACGCCUUUCUCGGUCACCGGGAUGUUCGUGGUGACAGAAGCGACUCUGAGCUGAUUAGACCUCGGAUCAUUCCUAACAAGCACUUGAUACAGUAAAUUAGUCGCGUUAAGUUUACAAGGAAGAGAGCUAUGUUGUACUUCAGCGAGCCAGUGCCUUACAACUUUUCCGCGACCUCUGCGUCUUCUCACGGCACUCACCAGCACUACAAAACCGAGCUACCCCCUUCUCCCUCAUGCUGCUAUUACAGUAACAGGGCCCAAGGACCCCACCUCCCGGGACACGCUACCAUUAGACCACAGUCGGGCUGUGUCAGGGUCGGGGAUAAUCUCGUAGGAUACCCUCGGGCCGGCCACCCUUACACGAGCGUCGAAUGUACGGGAUUCCUGCACAAGCCACCCGGCAGAGCCAAAGGGUGGGUCAGCAACGGUCCGUGGCAAGGCGAGGCAGGAAGUUGGGACAAGUCCGACGACGGCCAUGGAGGGGUGAAUCAGCUGGGUGGCGUCUUCGUCAACGGCCGUCCACUGCCGGACCUCGUCCGCCAACGCAUCGUGGAGCUCGCUCAUCAGGGGGUCCGACCCUGUGACAUCUCCAGGCAACUAAGAGUCUCACACGGUUGUGUCAGUAAAAUACUAGGCCGGUAUUAUGAAACGGGAUCAAUCAAGCCUGGCGUUAUCGGCGGGUCCAAACCAAAAGUAGCUACGCCCAAAGUCGUAGACGCCAUUACAAUGUACAAACAAGAAAACCCAACUAUGUUUGCAUGGGAAAUCCGCGACCGCCUAUUAUCGGAGGCCGUGUGUUCUCAAGAAAAUGUCCCCAGUGUUAGCUCCAUCAACAGAAUCGUCCGAAAUAAAGCUGCUGACAAGGCCAAAAAGAGUGGCGAUAUAAGCCCGGGUCUGCCGUCCGACACGCCCACCUCUCCCGGCUCCCAGCCGCCCACCCCCGGGAAUGAAGGCACACCCAGGACCGUAGGUUACUCCGUUAGCAAUAUCCUGGGCAUCAGUGGACAUUCCCCACCAUCCAGUUCACCCAGCGAAUCUUUAAAGAGAAAACAAGAGUCGGAACCGAUUCCAAACGGCCAUGGGGAAGUGGACAACGCUGAUCAUAUAUGGUUCAGUCGUUCCGUAAAGAUGCCCCGCUCUGACAAUAGUCCGCCCGUGGGUGCCAGUGGACAAGUUUACCCCAUUGCCGCACAGCCUUACCCUUCCCAGCAGUACCCAGUGGUCACCUCGGCCGAGUCUCAGGACGUCAAAGACUUUAAUGUGAUCACAGCUCCAUUGAGCACAAUAACGACGGAAUCAGAGACUGCAGGCGUAACCUUCACUCCGUCAGUCGACGUGUCGUUGGUGCCUCUUCACCAGCUCCACCACCCCGAUUUGAAGCAGACCCAUGUGAUCCACAGAGACGACCAGAUGACCACACACUCCCCCAAUAGCACUUACGAAGCCAACAAUAACGAGCCCACAAUCCCGCCAUCCCCCUCCAAGCCUGCCACCCCAACAAGCGCUACCCUCACCGAGUUGAAGCCAGUCCAGUCGUCAGCUCUUUCCCAAUCUUACCCAAUUCCGCUUCCGCCUUUCGGCAACUUCUCAAAUCAGUCUAAUUACAAUAGCAAUCACUCGACAUAUCCGGGACAAACCAUCUGUCCUCCCUUGGUCAUCUCGCAAGUGUCCAAUAACUACAGCACAGCAUCCCCGGCAGAGUACAGCUACACUUCGCCUGCCUAUACUCAAUACAGCGCGGGUCAUUAUCACGAGGGUUCGUGGCCCAUGCGAUACAGCAGCACCAAUCUUCCCAUGUCCGGGCAGACGACGUCCCAACUCCCGCCACAGGAACAUACAAGGCCUAACGACGCCAGCCUCAAUGACCUGCGCAGUAAAGCCAAGGAGUAUUCGGCCGCCAUCUACGCAUCCAGCUCCCAGCUCUCCUACUGAUGGAGGCGUGGCCUAGUAUUCACGUGAUGGUAGUCACAUGAUAAGAGACACUCUCGCAGCCACUCCAGUGACUGCAAACCGGCGAUAUGGGCUGUGACUGCGAAUCGCGACAACGGAUGGUUUUUGGGCGAACAAAGUGUCAGAUUGGCGGUGGCAGUCUGUGACGUCAUGAAAACUGACUAUUAUGACACCAGGCUAAUCAGUAACUACGCCUGGACAGUAGUCGCCUGUGUGCUCAUCACGUGCUGGACAGAUGAACUGAUCACAUCAAAACUGACGAUAAGAUGAAGACUAUGAAAUAUAUAUAUCUAUGUAUAUCUAUAUAUUACUCUAUAUGUACAAGAUUAAUUGUACAGUUGUCGACUUGGAGACGAUGUCGGUUAUUAUGAGCACUGACUGCUAUUCCUCGCUGAGUGGUCAGGCUCGAAAAUGUUAAGGCUAGAAAAUUGUAAAUAAAUGUUAUAAAAUAUACAGUAUAGAUUAGAACCCUCUACUUCGGUUAGGUUUAUUGGAGAAUAAUUAGCCUUACUAAAUUCAAAUUCUAUAUCCAAUUAUAUCAUGAACAGAGUUUUAAAGCGUGUACAUACACAGUACAAGGUCGUUUGGAUAUAGUUUAGAGCUAACGAUAUCAGAAGUUUUAGUGAAAUCUUGUUUUAUCGUAGUUGAUAACUAAUUCGAAUCCCACAGUAUUUUAUCGGGGAUAUUACAGCAUUAAUGCAGAGAUUCUCGCCACUUGGUGACUAUAUAAAUUAUUGACCAAUGAGAAGCCGAGAAAUUCCCUGGCCAUUCUCAUCUACAGCUCACUUCCUGGUAUUUGCUCAAAAUAUAAGUAUUGAACAGACUGACAAAAUCUGUGGGCACCCAGAUGAGAAUACUUGUAGUAUACAUUCGUAUUUUAAGUUUAGUUUACAGAAUGCCGAAUAUUUGUAAAUAGUUUUCUUUAUCUAAUUUUAAUAUUAACCCAGCUGACUGUUCAGCGUUAAUUUUCAAUGCAUCCUAUAUCAUGUACAACUAUUUUUAUAUCUGAGUGAAGAACUGUGGCGUUUUGCCUGACGAGUUAGGCGGAGGGCAAAUUGUUCCGUGUGCUAUAAACAUAGUGUGGUGCUACAUCCUAGUGCUUAGGCUGUUUACAGCAGCACACGAUUAUCAUUACUGUGGCCACACAUUCCGCGAGAGAAAUCAACCCGUCUCUAGUUUUCGUCCAGCUUAAAUAGUGGCAUUCCAGGAACUAUUGUCAGCAGGGAUAAGAUUGUGAUGUGCCCUUCCCUCUGACGUACCCGGGAGUAGUCACUUGUGCAAUACAAACUUACUGCUGUUGAGACUGUCGUCCUUGGUAAGCCUCGACAACUGACAACAAGAGUAGUAUGGUACUUAAUAUCGGCUGAUAUCUUAGGACAAUGGGGCACAUAGAACGGAUCGGCUGUCUUGUGAUGUACACUUUUGAUAUUUUAACCACAUAUGUCUGUUUGCAAUUGUAGAUGUAGACUUUAUUUUUUAUUUCACCCAUCAUGUGUUGUUAAGUAUUUCAGUGAUUGGUGCAGAUAUUUUCUUUAUUUUUUAAGACAUAUUAUAAUUUGCACAAAUCCUAUUGUGUUGGAUUGGAGCGGGACGUGUGCACCGUUUGCUCAGUGUAUACACUGCUUUCUGAACUCUACAGGGCUCCUCUGUUCAGAUACUCUGUACUCCCACACAUUCAUUCAGCUAGGGCAGCAAGUACAACUAAAGAAACUCCACAUCAUUUAACUCCAUUACUUUUAACCCACAAUCGCCAUUCACCAAUAUUUUGUAAUACUCCAAACAAAUUUUAUGUUUUACUUAGACGUAUCUUGACGAGGAAGAGAAAAUGAUUUGUCGGUUAUAUAUUUUCAUCAAUGUAUGUAUAUAUAAUAAAACUCUGUGACGGAGAAAUUGGUUAAGCACUGCAGGGGUUUGUGGGACUUUCAAUCUGGUCAUCCUACGUUGUAGCCAUGUGUGUUAGUAAUGUCAUUGUCACACCAAUAUGUGACCCAUGUCAUUGUCACACCACAUAUGUGACCCAUGCCAUUGUCAAACCAAAUAUGUGACCCACGUCACAUGUGUUACGCGCAAUGUCAUUGUCAAACCGAAGUUAUGAUAGUGCCAUGUGUUAGCAAUGUCAUUGUCACAGCAGAUAUGUGGCCCAUAGCAUUGUCACACCACAUACGUGACCCAUGUCAUGGUUACACCAAAUAUGUGUCUAUGUGUGCUGACAAUGACAUUGACAAUAUACCAUGGCCGGGAUCUGUGCUGAUAAUGUCAUUGUCUACGUUUUACUUUGACCAUACUAAAAUUACUGUUUGGUUGCACGCAGUGUUGUCAUUGUGUGUGCGGAUAUCUCCUUCCAUCUCCAGUCUUGCCACUUGUAUCGUCAUCACGGGCUGCCAUUAUAUACCACACGAUAGACAAGCUCUUCAGAAUUCACCAAGAGCUCAUCCAUUCCACAUCUGAUUCUCAUGCCCAUGAUACGAUACAAAUAAAAUCAUC
Molecule: messenger RNA, 5051 nt
Organism: Liolophura sinensis
Lineage: Eukaryota; Metazoa; Mollusca; Polyplacophora; Chitonida; Chitonidae
Product: paired box protein Pax-5-like
Exons: 12
Coding region: 747-2549 (600 amino acids)
Biological process (GO): regulation of transcription by RNA polymerase II; anatomical structure development
Molecular function (GO): RNA polymerase II cis-regulatory region sequence-specific DNA binding; DNA-binding transcription factor activity, RNA polymerase II-specific
Source: RefSeq, a predicted model, not a curated record